Molecule: messenger RNA, 4434 nt
Organism: Clunio marinus
Lineage: Eukaryota; Metazoa; Arthropoda; Insecta; Diptera; Chironomidae
Source: the annotation of a GenBank genome assembly
AUGGACGAGUUUUUUGAAUACUGGGAAUUGAUUCACGAGAAAGAGAAAUACGAAAAAGCUGGAAAGGAAAUAGUAAAAUACAAAAGGAAUAUAUCAGAUGUUGACAUAAGCUCAAGAGAUUUACCAAAAUGUGUUUUUGAAUUCUUCGAGCAUCAUUUGAUCCAUCAGCCAUACCCCACUUGGGAGAUUCUUUAUCACAUUAUUGACAUUGGAAAGCCUGAAAAAAAUCGAUUGCUUGAGGAAUUGGUUGUAAAUGUAUUGUCCACUCUCAUCAAUAUCAUUAUAGAACAUCCAGAUGAAGUCGACAAACAUGAUAAACUUUACAAUUUACUUUCAAAUAUUUAUGUUUCGGAAUGGUGCAUUAAUCAAAUUCGUGACCUAAUCAUUCCACGACUUUUCGACUUGAAAGAGAAUCGAGGCAUUUUAAAUAAUGUUCUCUAUUUGGCUCUGCUAUCUCGUCCAGUUCAUAUAUUGCUGACUCAUUACAUGGAUUAUGAGCGUCGACAGACCAUUGAAAAAUGUUGCAUAAAAUCUUUAUUUCUUAGCACAUGUUAUGAGAAAAUCCAUUGGAUUGAUGCUCUGUUAGAUAUUGAAAAUGACAAGAUGAUUUCUUCUUCUCUUGAUCACAAAUCAAAUGAUUUGACUCAAGAAGUAAUUGACAGUCACUUAAACGACAUCCGGAGUUUACUGAGGACAAUCAAUGAUGGAAAAAUCCUUUUCCAGUUGAUGCAGAAUGUCUUCACAUUGAUUUUCUUGCGCUUUGAACAUGUUCGAAAGACAAAGCGAAAGAGCAAGAACAGUGAGCUUAACUCCGACUCGGUUUCUAAUAACAUUAAUUCACAAACGACUGAUGUUUCAGAUACGACAGCAGCGGAAAUGCAGCUACAAAAUGGUUUUGUUUGCCUUAAGUUGAGUUUAUCAGCGAUUUUGAAUUCGAUGCGGAUGUUUCUUAUGGGAUUGGAUAAAAUGGAAGUUUAUCAGACGUGCAGUGAUCAAUUGAAGAAGAAAUUUGCAGCCAUGUUAGUUGACGUCGACAACGCGCUUUGGAGAUUGAGAUUAAUAGACAGAGUAGGGAAAAGAAUGGGGAAAUCUUAUCCAAAAAUUAAGGAAUGGCUGAGGUUUUAUGAUGAGAAAGUUGUCAAUAAUAACAAUUCCCUUGAUAUCACCAGCGAUGAUGAAAAGUCACCGAAGAAAAAGAUGAAAAGUCAGCGAAGGAAACUUAAAAAGAGACCAAAAAUCACAAUUGUUACUGAUGAGAAUGACGAAGCCUCCGAUGAUCCCGUUGAAUAUCAACUGACAACGAGUGAAGUUUCAAAAACGGAAAACUCUGAAAUUCGAUCACGAUUCAGUGAUUUGCAUAGAAAAGUCAGAAGCAUCAUUUCAAAGAUGUUGAUGAGUCCCGAGAGUCUUUUGUCGAUUUGUGUUCUUGAAAAUGACCAUGAAAAUGUCCAAGAAAUUAUUCAGUCUUACAAUCUUACAGACUCUGAAAUUUGUCAUGAAAUAAAUUUCAUGAGAAACUUCAAUGAAUGCAAAGCAAAUCUUCACGAAAUUGUUACUCGAUAUAAGGAAUUUCUACAACGUCAAGAAAAGAACACGGAAAAGUUAACAAAAGUUGAAGAAAUUCGACAGAUAGCGGAAAGUGGCUUUGAAAAAGCAAAAUUUCUCAACAGCAUGGAAAAGUUCACAACAAAUAAUCAUUUAAUGUAUUCAGAGAAUGAUGAAAAAUUAUUGGAAAAAGUCUCGACUCAGCAUCCAUGUUUGAAAGUUUAUCAAAGUUAUAGAAUCAACGUUCUUCCUUUAAUUGACUUCAUGAUUUCACUUCCGUGUCCGUUUGAACUUAAUUACAAUAUUUUCAAGCACAUUAUGAAGCAAUGGAAUCUUGAACAGUUUAAAGAUGAUAAUUUUGGCUUCAAUAAGUUUCUCAAGAACUUGAUGGAUAUUUUAACGAUCUACAGAAAUCACAAUAUUGAUAAAACCAUCGAAGAACUUUUCAAUGACGAAGUCUUCACUUUGUCAUCACCAACAAAACUCAAAAAGCAAUUAAAAAAUCGAAAGAAUGUUCUUAAGUUUAUGGAAAUGAAUGUGGAACGACUAAACAAUGAAGCAGAUAUCGUCAAUGUUUCGGAGAAAUUCAAAAAUUUUGAUUGUGAUGUUGACUUUAUCGGGAGAAUUGCGAGUUAUGUUAGGAAUGUCAAGGACCUGAUGAAACUUCAAACAAACAAAUUAUUUACAUUCAAUGAGUUGAUGUUUCUUAAUCUCGACGAAGUCGUGGGAAAACUCGUUUUCAAUCAACAAUGUAGUCCCGAACAAGUUGAAAAUUUUGCUUACAAUGUUAAUAUUAAUUUGGUUCAUUCCAUGGCUGUUACUGCUGUUGGAGAAUUUCAAAGUCCAAUCGAUGAUGGAGAACUUUUAUAUUCAUUUCUUUUGAACGAAACUGACUCAUCAAAUUUUAUUGAAGUCGCUGAAAUGUCCAACCAAAGCUAUUAUGAUCUAAACAACUUGGACAUUUUGUAUUAUAUCAAGAAAGAAGGCUCGUUUAUGGUUGCAUAUUUAAUGAAAAUGAUCAAAAAUGUUGACUACAAGACUUUGAGGUAUGAUGAGAAAAAUUUCUUUGAGCGUUUAGCGAAAAUAGAGAAUGCGGAAAUGUUGAAAAGUCUUUUUGGUAAUAGUAAAAUUGUUACAGCAUUAAACAGCGAUCAUAUCAAAUUGAAAUUGUUAAUGACAAAGAUUCAGAAAACGAAAGAUUUGAACGAAAAGUUGAAGAUACUUUGUAGCAUAAGUGAACGUCAAUGGAAUCGUUGUUUUGUUGAGUUCAAUAAACUGAAAGACUUUUAUAUUGAAAUGAUCAUCCUGAACAGUUCUAAUGAGUCGAAACGAGAAAAAUUCAAGAAACUUGAAGAGAUUGAAAGUGUGAAGAAGUUUAGCGAAAUUUUAUUGAAAUGCAUUGGUGACAUUGACAGUGAUGAGUACGCUGAAAAACUUUUGAGGCGAUCUUUGAACCCUAAAAACUCAUCUGUACUCGAUGACUCAACAAUCACGGAACUUCGUCGAUGGAUGAAAAAGUUGAAAAUUUAUCGGAAGAUUUCAAAAAUUUUCGAAGAAUAUGAACCUGAAAGUGAAGUUUGUUGGUCGAAAGUGAAGCAAACGGCUGAUGAAAAGCCAGAAAUUCUUAUAAAUUACUUGCUGAAUGUGAACAUAAAUCUCAGUGCCUGCUUGGAAUUUCUUCAUAUCCAUCCUUUGAGGUAUCAAAACGAUGACAUCACAAAGAUGUGGGUGGAAACAUUAAACAAUCGGAAGCUUACAGAUCAACACGAAACGUUGUUUAAAAUCAUCGAGACAUUUCCAAAAAAACAAGUCAUUGACUUCUUCUAUUUUUCUCUCAACUUCAUCAAUCAUUUGCCAUCCAUGGUUCGAAUUAUAAACUUUUUGCAAUCAUCAAUCGACGAUGAAGUUUCUUUGAUUAAUCAAAUUCGCUUUCAAAAGUUCACAAUUUCCACAAGAAUCAUCGAAUGUCUUGGUGACAAUAAGAAUGGUUUAUGGCGACUUGCUUCACGUCCAUUAAUAAUUCUCGAACAAUUUCUCAUGAAUUCAAAGAUUGAAGCUUUAAGAAAAGUCAUUCGCGAAUUGAGGAAACUUUUACAAAAUCAACCAUCAUGUGAGACUUGUGAAUUGACCAGCCGAAAUAUGUAUCAAGUUGGUGAGAGUCUAGUCUAUGAUUUUAAUGCAUAUCAUGAUGAAAUUUUUAUAUCAAAUGAAUGCAUCGACUUGUUGCUGAAACUUUACACUGCUAAAGCUCUUGAUUUUCAAAUCGUGGACGUUCAUUCAGUUCCACCUUCGACUGAAGUGUCAAGCGUUGAUUCAUCUUUUGGAAUGUUUCAAAUGCCUAAAAAUAUUCCAUCAAGAGAUCAAUGGAUACAAGACAGUGUUACGAGUCAUUGCAUGUGUUGUAAGCGACAAAAAUUUAGUCUUUUAACAAGACGCCAUCAUUGUCGUCGAUGUGGAAGAGUUGUUUGUGCAAAUUGUUCUCAAAAUCGUCUUCAAUUUCCAGAAGUUUACAAUGAGCUAAUAGUUCGUGUUUGCAUUGAGUGUUAUCAACAAAUUGACAUUGAAAAGAAAAAGAAGCGAAUUGAAGUCGAUUUAAGUUCUGCUGAUGGGAAAAUCGAAUGGAAACUCACCGGCGACAUUUCAGCGGAUCAAUUAAUUCGAGAUGAUUUUAAUUUUGAAUUUUCUCCAAAUGUCGGACUUUGCAUUUCAAUUAUUAAUCUUCACUCAUCGAAUGAUGAGCUCGCACAAUUUCUACUCUUCCAUUGUCAUCGACUUGAGAUUCUUCUUCGUCCAAUACAUGGUGGAAAAGUGAACGAAGAAAUUGACAUGAGUCUCGUAGCGAAAAUGUUGAAAUGUUUGGCAUUUGCAGCAAAAAUUCAUGGGGCUUAG